GGUCGGGUGGACCCUAGUGGAAGCAGAAGCUGGUGGAGCGCUGGCUGGGUCGGCCGAUCUUUUGGAAGUGGCACAGGCGAUUUGCAGAAGGCAAAUCGAGGAAUCGUGCCAGAUGGCGAACCAGUGGUGGGGCCAGCUCUGCCGAUACGGCAACGCAGUUGAAGGAGGUGGUGGCCCACGGAUGCAGUUGAGGAGGCGGUCCGCAAGGAGUCGCUGGUGCUUUGUUGGCACUUGGGGGAGCGCUGUGCUCGAUGGUUGCGUGGGGCCGGUGGAGCCCGACAUGCAGUGCGGAAUAGGAACUCAAUUAAGGGUCGGCUGGACCCUGGUGGAAGCAGAAGUUGACAGAGCGCUGGUUGGGUCGGCCGAGUUAUUGAAGGCUGCGCAGGCGAUUUGCAGGGGGCAAAUCGUGGAACUGCGCCGGACGGUAAACCAGCGGCGGGGUCAGUUCUGCCGGUGCAGAGAUGAAGUUAAGGGAGUUCGUGGUCCGCUGAUGCAGUUGCGGAAGAGGCAACUGUUGGUGAAGAGCGCAGGACGUUGGUCGCGAGGGUUGUUGGAUGCUGGUCGCACGGACCUGGCAGAACGUUUCGUCGACCAGGGCGGUUGUCGCUUGAGGAGGCAGCGAGGCCGGAGGAAGGUCUCAGUACAGCAGCGCAAGAGGAGAUAUCGGCGACGGGGAACAGUGGAAAAGCGGAAUGGUCCCUGGUCGUCGGCGAUAAUUGCGCGGAAUGGAGAUGGUACAGCAAGAUGCUACGUGGGCUAUAGAGCCCUGAGGAAGGUGGCCACUGUGAAGGAUUGGCCGGACCCUGCCUGUGUAAGGGAUCUGAGGAACUUCCUCGGACGGUGCACCUAUUGUAGGCGGCUAGUAGGAAGCCUGGCGGCGUUGGCGGUGGUAUUGCCCAAGCCGCAGAGGGAAGGUGCCAACCUGUGGCUGGUGCUGAAGUGGUGGCCGUGGGAGGUGAGACCCCCGGAGGAGAAACCACCCAAGGGGACCCCCAGCCCCUGGAGAGUCUGCUGCUCGGAGGUGCGAGUUUAGUAUGUUUUUGUCGGGUCGACAAAAGCUUAGGUAGGGGGUAGUGUUACGGGGUUAGCUAGUGUAGUAUGUCCCAAUGACCUACUUUAGGAUAAACCCAUUGUCCUGUCAGAUUCAGGUGAAUUAAGGGUCAGUGAAGAAUGUGAAAGAGGAAGACAGAUUAAGGGAAUCUAAGAGCAGAUGGAGAGGGUAUUGACAGUAGGAGAGAAGGACAGGCAGAGAGUUUGGUAGAGCUGUCAUGAGAGAGAUAGAGUAUAAGACUAAGGGACAGAUAGAGAGGCUAAGGGACAGUAGGCGAUAUAGAUAGAGUAAGGAAUCAGAUAGCAAAUAGAAAGACUAUAGGUGGUAGAACAGAGGGAGAUGAGGGAGUGGAAGAAGCACAGAGACGAAGUGAGGUCUUGGCAGUUGGUAGUUGGUCGUCAGGAAGGACGGAUCAGGGCAGUUGUUGGUCGUGGAAGAACACAGACGGAUCUUGGACAGAUCAGCAGGGAUCUUGGGAUUUGAAGAGCAAGCGAUUGGAAUAUGCAGAAGGGAUAUGUACAGAAGGAUUUGGCAGUAUUGAGAGGAAUGGGACACUGGCAGAUUCAAUUAGGAAUUGAGGUAUGUGUUUGUGCAUUGAUACGUGUCACGAUGUAUUGAACAGUGAAAAGAACAGUCAAGGACUUGUCGAUAUGUUGAUUAUCGAGUUGUGGUAUUCAUGUUCAGAAUUGUGUUGAUGUGACAUUAUCUGUGAUGUUUAGAAAAGACUUUAAAAGAACUGUGUCUUCGGACGUGUACCUUUGAAAUACUGUAUAUGACUUGUUGUGUCUCCGGACUGAUAUAUUGUUACAUGAUGUUGUUAAAUGCAUUGAUCUGUGGUAUACCCGUAUGAUGUAUUGAUUUGUUGUUUGCCUUAAAUGUAUUUGAUGUGUAGCAAUUGAUUGUCAUAUAAACUAGUAGUUGUUGAAUAUAAGCCAGUGUUGCCAGUUGUUGCCUUGCCUCUUUGGGUUGUAUCUCGGAUUGUGCCUCUGUAUCUCUGUGCUGAGGAGGUGGUGGCAGUAUCCAUCUGUAUCUCCUCUCUCCGCCUCUUUGGGUUCCGUGGCGGAACUAGUGUGCGAGCCGUUCGGGACGAGCGACGACGGGCGAUUCCAGUCCGUUCCGUAACAAUAUUGACAAGGGAAUGAGCCUUCGGUUCUAAUCCAGAAACGAUUCGUCUAUAAUAAUCCAAUAGGCUGGGAUUUCGUAUAUUCUUUCUAUUUACCAUAUACGAGUUACAAUUUGUUGUUUCUGGAGACUUAUUAGUAGAGAAAA
Molecule: messenger RNA, 2320 nt
Organism: Octopus sinensis (East Asian common octopus)
Lineage: Eukaryota; Metazoa; Mollusca; Cephalopoda; Octopoda; Octopodidae
Exons: 2
Coding region: 113-1033 (306 amino acids)
Source: RefSeq, a predicted model, not a curated record